AUGGCCACUGAUGAGGAGCUGCUGAAGCUCCUGAAGGAGAACACAGUCUUGGAAGACAACAUUCACAUCCUCACCUGGGGCCAGAACCACAUGCACAACAAGGCUGCUGUUCUCAAGGAUGGGUGGGAGGACUUCUUCCAGCACCACAACACCCUGCACACCAACAAGUUCUGGACCACUACACAAGGUGAGCAAGCCAUCAACUGGAAGAAGCUCAUCAGCUCAAUGAGGCUCAGAAGCAACAAGACAGAACAGAAGAAACUAUGA
This is a messenger RNA of Acanthamoeba castellanii str. Neff, 267 nucleotides long. RefSeq lists its product as uncharacterized. The transcript is spliced from 3 exons. Bases 1 to 267 code for a protein of 88 amino acids. The record is from RefSeq and is a predicted model, not a curated record. NCBI's taxonomy places the organism in Eukaryota, Discosea, Longamoebia, Acanthamoebidae.